Molecule: messenger RNA, 1461 nt
Organism: Penicillium paradoxum
Lineage: Eukaryota; Fungi; Ascomycota; Eurotiomycetes; Eurotiales; Aspergillaceae
Product: Cytochrome P450
Exons: 1
Coding region: 1-1461 (486 amino acids)
Molecular function (GO): monooxygenase activity; oxidoreductase activity, acting on paired donors, with incorporation or reduction of molecular oxygen; heme binding
Source: RefSeq, a predicted model, not a curated record
AUGAAUGAGCCUGUCUUUGGCAUCUACCUCCGUGGUGUGAAAUACAAUGCUGUGGUUUCCCCAUCUAUGAUGAAAACUGUUUUUUCUACCAAAGCUGUUCCCCCGAACAAUCAGAUGCUUGAUCAGGCUCUACAGAACGUCUUUGGUGAUCGCAGUCUCAUCCACAAUCUUGGGUUGGAGCGUAACCAAGGGAUCAGCGACAACGCUGCUACCAUUCUUAGCGACGAAUCCUUCAUUGCCGAAGCGUCAUCUGCUAUCAUCCGCUUGGUGCGACGCGACAUGCCAAAUCUGGUAAGCUUUUGUCGCAGCCUUGUUGACCAAAACUCUUGGGAGCGCGGAAUCAGUGGAGUGGAGGUGCCCGAUGAAAACGACCAAACGGUUUGCGAGGCCAAUUUGUUUGCCCUCACGAGCAACUUUAUUGGCCACAUCAUGACUACCUUCCUGAUGGGUGAAGCGUUUGUGGAUAACUUUCCCAAUCUUUCAGAGGAUCUUGGAAGACUUGACCAGUGCUUCGUGACACUAUUUGCCGGUAUUGCUCGCUGGGCCCCGCAUCCCGCGGCUUCAGCAGGGCAUGCGGCGAGUGGUCGACUUCGUCAUAUCAUGUCAGUCUUUCACCGAGCGUUCACUGCUUGGGAUGAUGGGAUUGACCCGGGAAUUGAAUUUCGUGAUCUCGACGAUGUCUCUGAACUAGUCAAGGAUCGGAUGCGUACUUUCCGCAAAUUAGGGCUAUCUCACGGUGCCAGUGCUGCCGGGCACUUGUCUCUAUAUUACGAGUUGAUUGAGUACACAACCAAGAUCACUUUUUGGACAGUCACCCAUCUCUUUGCCGAUCCUACCCUUCUCGGUCAAGUUCGCAAGGAGAUAGCCUCGUAUGCGGUGGCUUCUAGACUAAGUCGCCAGGAGACUGGUUUCCCCUUCGAUGAACCUGCUCGGCUUUCUCUUGAUAUCGAUCGAGUUCUCACGUCUUGCCCGCUGUUCAAAUCGUGUUAUUAUGAGACUGUGCGCCUGCAUUCAGCAGGAAUCUCAGUCAGGAAGCUGGCAUCCAAUGUGACACUUUCCGAGUCGGCAGAAGAAGCCGCCUACGGUCUGACGAAUCCCCGUACAUACAAGAUUGCAAAGGGGGAAAAUAUUAUCUUGCCCCAUGGCGCCUAUCACCAUGAUGCUCGAUACUUCUCAAACCCGGAGCAGUAUGAUCCCCUACGAUUCCUUGUGACCGAUCCUGCAACGGGAGCACAACGAGCUGAUCCAAGUAUCCUUGCUCCGUUUGCGGACGGGCUGUAUGGAUCGACGAACAAUGGCUUCGCCGAGAGAGCUAUCUUAACAUUCACUGCUGGCAUUGUAGCCUUGUGGGAGAUUGAGCCGACAAAUGGUCAAUUCCUUUCAGUUCCAGGGCACAAGACCAGCUGGGGGGCUUUCCGACCGACAAAGGAGUUGAGGGUGAAGAUGAAGCAGAGGGUAUAA